This is a messenger RNA of Drosophila ficusphila, 1018 nucleotides long. Its product is annotated as kynurenine formamidase. Gene Ontology annotation, molecular function: arylformamidase activity. Lineage: Eukaryota; Metazoa; Arthropoda; Insecta; Diptera; Drosophilidae. The transcript has 3 exons. The record is from RefSeq and is a predicted model, not a curated record. The coding region runs from base 83 to 985 and encodes 300 amino acids.
AGUCCGACCAGAUUGAUUCCUGCACUACCAUUCUAAAGCUUAAUACGUUAAAUACGUUAAAAGCUAACGAUCUUAGAACGUCAUGUACAACCCGAGGAGCAAAGACCUUGACCGGGAGUAUUUUCCCAGUUACCAUUCUACCCGGUUUCAGGAUCAACCGGAGCCGAACAUCGCCGUUCAGGACCACUUUAUAAAGCUCACCCAGCAGCAUGAGAGGGACCUGACCCAGAAGCAGGCCAUAAGUGUGGACCACCUACGCUACGGAGAAGGUCGUCGGCUCGUGGAUGUCUUCUACAACAAAAGCACCCCCAACCAGGCGCCUCUUUUCGUUUUCAUCCACGGUGGCUACUGGCAGAUGCUGGACAAGAGCACCUCCUGUUCCGUCGUGGGUCCUUUGGUACGCAGGGGAUACCGCGUGGCCGUUAUGGACUACAACAUCUGCCCCGCCGUCACCCUCCAGACGCUUAUGAAGCAGUUUACCGAGUUCCUCAACUGGAUUUUUGACUACGCCGAGCUGACAAACGUGCUGGAAAUCACCUUUGCCGGUCACUCGGCCGGAGCCCACCUGCUGGCCCAGAUCCUUAAGGCGCCCGAAGUGAUCACGCCCCAAAGGAGCAAGAUGGUGUGGGCAUUGGUCUUCCUGUGUGGCGUCUACGAUCUGCGGGAGCUCUACAACCUGGAGUCUGUGAAUCCCAAGAACAUCCUGGGUCUAAGCUCGAUCAACGUGGAGGCCGUGUCUCCGAUGCUGUGGGAAUACAGCGAUGUCGCCAUCUGGAGCUCUACCAACAUCUAUGUGGUGGUCGCGGAGCAUGACAGUACCACCUUCAUCGAACAGAGUCGCCGCUAUGCAGAGCACUUGAAGAAAAGCGGGUUCCGCGCCAACUUUAAGAAAUUUCCCAAAUACGACCACUUCGACAUUAUUGAAGAGACGGCCGACGACGAAUCCGAUGUGUCCCGGUUUCUGCAAAACCUCCGAGCUGAAUAAACACUACUCAGAGCCCUGCUUUCUGUUAUUGUU